Messenger RNA from Anneissia japonica, 1828 nucleotides. RefSeq lists its product as uncharacterized. NCBI's taxonomy places the organism in Eukaryota, Metazoa, Echinodermata, Crinoidea, Comatulida, Comatulidae. The coding region runs from base 58 to 933 and encodes 291 amino acids. The transcript has 8 exons. The record is from RefSeq and is a predicted model, not a curated record.
GAUGAUGAAUUUGGAAAUGAUGUUGCAUCCAGUAUUAAGACUGAAAGCUUUUAUUCUAUGUCACAUGAAAUGGGUUCAUCUGUGGAUGAGGCAGGACCAUCAAAUAUUUCCAGUUCUGUCACUGAAAGAUUACCUGACUCAGGUUUUAGUGGGACGACUGAUGAAAACCAGUUCAGAGCGCCUCAAGAUUCACAAGAAAAUAAAACACCGGAAUCGGCUAUUCAUCUGCAGCUACCAGGGCCUCAAGACCCACAAGAAAGUGUAACACAAGCAAAUAAGUUUGUAGAUGCAAGUCUUGAGGUUGUUGAUGAACUUAGAAACUACAAGACAUCUGGCAUGAAGGCUGAAGCCGAAAUACUGGCAACACCACUCAAUGUAUCUAUGGCAGAUGAAGUGGGUACAUCUGUGGAUGAGGCAAGACUGUUGGAUAAUACUAGUUCUAUCGCUGAAAGAUUUCUGGAAGAAUGCCUGGAGGAGGAUGAUGAUGAAUUUGAAGUUGCAAAUGGCAUUGCACUAAGCAUGAAAUCUAUGGCUGAAAGAACAGCAAUAUCACUCCGUUCAUCUAUGGCAGAUGAAACGGGUGCAUUUCCAGAUGAGGCAAGGCAGCCGAUUAUUUCUAGUUCUAUCAUACACAAUUUUGAAAUCCCGCUAAGCAUGACAGAAAAUGAGAGGAGAGCCUUUGGAGAUCUUCUUCAAUCUGUCGUCAGCUUUGAUGACAGAAUGUCACAACGAUUUCUGCUCCAUUGUACAUCAUCUAACCUGCCGCUUCAACCAAUUCGUAUUAAUUUUGAAGCAGUCAGACGUGGCUCGGCUAGAGCAUUUACGGCCGAUACUCACUAUAACGUCCUCUUCCUUCCAACAACUUACGAAUCUUAUAAGGAAUUUGAAGCAGAAUUCAAGAGAAUUAUAAGAAGGAACACGCGGUGGUUUUGAAACAAACUGAAGUACAAAACUGGUGGUAGCCACUGUGUCCACGCUGAACUGUUGAGAACUGCAGGUUCCUGAUUCAAUUUCCGUUGCUGCUUUCCUUUUGGAUGAGAUGCUUAAGCCAUUGUUCCAUGUGAAUGUUAAAGAACAUAGUACAGUACACCAUCCUCUAUAAUAUACACUACAUAUCUGUUAUAUCUAUACUAUCUUCAGACUUUCUUGGGUCUGAGAAUCUAUAAUAGAUAUGUGGUCUAUCGUAUAGAGAAUAGUGUAUAAAUAUAAGAGUGUACUGCGUUCUUUAGUGUAAUAUAUUUAUUUACACCAAAUAAAUUCAUCCAUCCAUUGUCCCAAAUGUACGCAAUAUUGACAGUGGUACCAGGCAGAUGUAAUACCAAUUACAUUUAAAAGAGAUUGCUGUCAACAUUGAUUUACAAUUUCUUUAAACAAAUAAAUUGUAAAAUCGAAAGUUCCACUGAUUAAUCUCAGAUAAGAUAGUAUAGUACAUACUCCAAGUAUCGAAAUGCACGCCAUCUUGGUGGGAUUCAAUAUUUAUUUCAACAUUAAUUUUGUCAUCAUCAGGAAAGUAUGUAUUAUACUAUCUAAUAAAUUGUAAGCCGUGCAUGCUUUUAUGAACAUGAUAAUUGCCUAACCAAGAAAUUGUAAACCUAAUAUGCUUUUGUAAACAUGAAUGCCUAUGCUGCAAAUAUAAGAUACAACUCAUUUAUGAAGCUGAUUACGUCCUUCAGACACCAAACCAAAAUUUUGCAAAGAUAUUCCACUAUAUAGCUUAAGGUAGUUAGGGACGUUCUGGGUAUGACAUUAAACUCCAUUCGGUCGAAGCGUCGGCGACUAAACUGACAACACUCUCAAAUGUCUUAGUGGCUGCUGAGGGGAGGGUGUU